AUGAGACCACGGCCGAGCACGCUAUUUGGAUGCCUCCUUAUUGAGCUCAUUGGUCAUGGUUCUGCGUCCUUCGCCCACCCGUAUCCUGCUGGCCUCAACACCAGUGACGCUUUCAAUUGGACCGAGAUCCCAUCUUCAAGAGAGCUUCACUACCACAAAUGUUAUGACUCCUUUGAAUGCGCCAGGUUAGAGGUGCCCCUUGACUGGUCCAACUCGUCGAAUUCUGGCUCGAUCAUUUUAGCGAUCGCGAGGUUGCCUGCUGUGGUGGACGUCGGGGAUGAAUCUUUUGGAGGCACAGUUGUCAUCAAUCCUGGAGGCCCAAGCGGUUCCGGCGUGGGCAUUCUGCUUUGGUCCGGCAAGAGCAUCCAAAACAUUCUGGAUGGUGACAAGCAUUUCGAAAUCCUGUCUUUCGACCCCCGUGGUGUACAGUUCUCAACCCCCAGUCUGGCCUGCUUUCAAGAUGACACCGUGAGAGACAUUCUCAAUCUCCUGGGAGUAGGCGCUGGAAGCCUCGAAUCCAACCCCAAUGCUUUGGAUGUCAAAUGGGCCAUUGACCAAAGCCUUGGCCUUCUUUGCGCACAAACGAGCAAAGGCAGAUUUCCCGAUGGUUCAAGUAUUCGUCAGUUUGUGAGUACGGCGCUGGUGGCCCACGACAUGAUAGAAAUCAUUGAUCAAGUUGACGUACAUUUGCGGAGAGAGCUGAGGUCGAAAGACAGCCAUGCUCGUAAUCAACAGGCGCUUGACUCGGUAGAGUCAAACGAGGGUCCUCCGCUUCUCAACUACUGGGGUCUAUCGUAUGGCACCUUCUUGGGAAACACUUUCGCCUCUAUGUUUCCACACCGAAUCGGCCGCAUGGUCUUGGACGGGGUGGUCGACGCAGAUGACUAUAUUGCUACAGGAUGGACAACUAAUCUUCAGGACAACAUGAAGUCGUGGACCAAGUUCUUCGAGUAUUGUUUCGAGGCCGGGCCAAAGUGUGCUCUAUCGAAUCCCACGAUUAGUGGGCCUGAAGAGAUGCGAUGGCAAGUCGAGAACUUUGUCGAUGGCCUCAAGAACAACCCCUUACCCUUGGUCCAAAACGACAAUGCUUACAUCCUCACUUACUUCAACAUGAAGGCCAUCAUUCAUAUGCACCUAUAUCAACCCAUCCAAUUGUGGCCGCUUUUGGCAUUGGUUCUCAAAGCUCUGAUGGAGCAAGACAUCUCCAGAGCCAUGUCAGCGUGGGAGAGCUGGCCGUUCCCUGAAUCUGGGGACUUUGCACCACUGCUUCCAACUGUCCCUCACAUGGCUCUGUCACCAGACGGCUUUUUCGGAAAGGACCUACCGCUCCCGUCAAGUUAUCCGUGGCAACUGGAAUCCAGCGUCUCUAUCCUCUGUGGGGAUGGUGACGACAUCACUUUUCGAUCAAAGCGGGACUUUACAAAGUACCUGGAUCUACUGCUAUCACAAUCUCCCGUGGUAGGAUCCAUCUGGGCCGAAAUCACCCUACAUUGCAUCCUCUGGGAUCCAACCAACCGACCUUCUCCCAAAAACCGGUUCACAGGUCCGUUCCAGUCGAACCUCUCCGAUUAUGAUCCUCGUGGAAGCCCGCUACUGUUCAUCGGCAACACAGCGGACCCGGUGACGCCGGUGCGGAAUGCGUUCAAAAUGGCACAGCGGCAUGAAGGCAGCGUCGUUGUCACCCAGGAUAUGCCGGGACAUUGCGCGGGCACGACCAACCCCAGCGUGUGCACGUUUGGGGUCUUGAAAAGGUUCUUCGCCCACGGCGAGCUACCGCAGGCUGGACUUGUGUGUGAGGCGGCGGUGAAACCAUGGGAUAAAUGA
This is a messenger RNA of Fonsecaea nubica, 1824 nucleotides long. RefSeq lists its product as hypothetical. The coding region runs from base 1 to 1824 and encodes 607 amino acids. The transcript has a single exon. The record is from RefSeq and is a predicted model, not a curated record. NCBI's taxonomy places the organism in Eukaryota, Fungi, Ascomycota, Eurotiomycetes, Chaetothyriales, Herpotrichiellaceae.